Echinops telfairi (small Madagascar hedgehog) is the source of this 636-nucleotide messenger RNA. It is a transcript of the gene MSC, whose product is annotated as musculin. The transcript has 2 exons. Gene Ontology annotation, molecular function: protein dimerization activity; RNA polymerase II transcription regulatory region sequence-specific DNA binding; DNA-binding transcription factor activity, RNA polymerase II-specific. Gene Ontology annotation, biological process: skeletal muscle tissue development; regulation of transcription by RNA polymerase II. Bases 1 to 636 code for a protein of 211 amino acids. Lineage: Eukaryota; Metazoa; Chordata; Mammalia; Afrosoricida; Tenrecidae. The record is from RefSeq and is a predicted model, not a curated record.
AUGUCCACUGGCUCGUUGAGCGACCCGGAGGAGAUGGAGCUGCGGGGGCUGCAGCGGGGGUACCCAGUCCCCGCCUCCGCCCGGCCGCCCCUCCAUCGCGCCGAGCGCAGCGACGCCUCGCGCAGUGACAUCUCCUCGGCCGAGGAGGAGGACCCCGACGGCGAGGAGGAGCGCUGCGCGCUGGGCGCGGCCCGGGGCCCUGGAGGCUGCAAAAGGAAGCGGCUCUGCGAAGCCGGCGGCGGAGGCCAGGUCAGCCUCGGGGGCCCGGGCGGCGGCGGCGGCAGUGGCAAGAAGCCUCUCCAGCCCAAGGGCUCGGCCGCCGAGUGCAAACAAUCGCAGCGGAACGCGGCGAACGCCCGCGAGCGCGCCCGGAUGCGCGUGCUGAGCAAAGCUUUCUCCAGGCUCAAGACCAGCCUCCCCUGGGUGCCCCCAGACACCAAGCUCUCCAAGCUGGACACGCUCAGGCUGGCGUCCAGUUACAUCGCGCACCUGCGCCAGUUGUUGCAGGAGGACCGCUAUGAGAAUGGCUACGUGCACCCGGUGAACCUGACCUGGCCUUUCGUGGUCUCUGGACGACCCGACUCGGACACCAAAGAGGUUUCUGCAGCAAAUAGACUUUGUGGAACCACCGCUUAG